Messenger RNA from Elaeis guineensis (African oil palm), 1078 nucleotides. Lineage: Eukaryota; Viridiplantae; Streptophyta; Magnoliopsida; Arecales; Arecaceae. The record is from RefSeq and is a predicted model, not a curated record.
UCGCUUCAGUUCAAACUUCCUCAACUCCUAUAAAUCUCUCCCCAAGUCUCAACUCCAUCUAUCCAACGUCUCUCCCCACUAGGCUCAAAUGUCUGCCAAUAAAAUGGGAUGUAGUAUAACUUUAUUCCUUCCUUUCCUACUUGCUGGAAUAAUCUCCUCCGCCACCGCCCAGAACUGCGGUUGCUCGCCGGACCUCUGCUGCAGCCAGUGGGGCUACUGCGGCACCGGCAGCGACUACUGCGGCACGGGCUGCCGCGAGGGCCCAUGCGAGUUGUCGCCGCCCACCAACGACGUCUCGGUGGCGGAUAUCGUCACGCAGCAAUUCUUCGAUGGAAUUAUUAAUCAGGCGGAUAACGGGUGCGUCGGCAAGAGCUUCUACACGAGAGCUGCCUUCCUUGAUGCUCUCGACUUCUACCCCAACUUUGGCCAGGUUGGCACCGUGGAUGAUUCCAAGAGGGAGAUUGCAGCCUUCUUCGCUCAUGUCACCCAUGAGACCGGACAUUUCUGCUACAUAGAAGAGAUCGACGGCGCGUCGAAGGACUACUGCGACAAGACCAACACACAAUGGCCAUGUGUUCCAGGGAAAGGGUACUAUGGCCGUGGUCCAAUUCAACUAUCCUGGAACUUCAACUAUGGUCCUGCAGGAAAAAGUAUUGGAUUCGAUGGCCUGAAUUCACCUGAAACUGUGGCUAACGAUGCUGUUAUAUCAUUCAGGACAGCUUUGUGGUAUUGGAUGAACAAUGUGCAUUCACUCAUAACUUCUGGCCAAGGAUUUGGAGCUACGAUUCGAGCGAUCAAUGGUGCUCUUGAGUGUGAUGGCAAGAACCCAGAAACAGUUAAUAAACGCGUCGGAUACUAUGAGGAUUACUGCAAGCAAUUUGGUGUGGAUCCAGGAGCUAACCUUACUUGCUAGACGCCAUUAUGAUUUACCAAGAGCUCCAAGUCCAUUGCAUGUUAAAUGGGGGGAAAUAAAUAUUAAUUUAAAAUUACUGAAUAAAGUCUACCUAGCUCCAAGUCCAUUUGUGUGUUAAAUGGAGGGAAAUAAAUAAAUAUUCCUAUUCUUCUUCUUAAUGUGAAA